Messenger RNA from Trichoderma reesei QM6a, 1989 nucleotides. RefSeq lists its product as uncharacterized. Gene Ontology annotation, biological process: regulation of DNA-templated transcription. Gene Ontology annotation, molecular function: DNA-binding transcription factor activity, RNA polymerase II-specific; zinc ion binding. NCBI's taxonomy places the organism in Eukaryota, Fungi, Ascomycota, Sordariomycetes, Hypocreales, Hypocreaceae. The transcript has 3 exons. Bases 1 to 1989 code for a protein of 662 amino acids. The record is from RefSeq and is a predicted model, not a curated record.
AUGGUCUACUGCGGCAAGCCCUCCAAGGGCUGCUCCAACUGCCGCGAGCGCAAGAUCCGGUGCGAUCAGAAGGACCCCGGCUGCGGCCAGUGCACCAAGCGCCAGAUCGAAUGCCCGGGCUAUCGCAACAUCGUCGAUCUCAUGUUCCGCGACGAGAGCAACCAUGUGAUCAAAAAGGCCACCGCCGCGAGGCCGCGCAUCAAGAAGCUGAAACAGGGCGUCCGGGCCGCUCCGAGGCUAGGCGCGGCGCCUCUUGAACCGCCACCGCUGCCGCUGUCGCCGCCAUCGCCAUCGCCAUCGCCGUCGGCAUCAUCAUCCUCAUCAUCAUCGUCGUCGUCGUUGUUGUCGUCGUCCGGCGCCCUGGUGCUGCGCGACACCCAGCGGCCGUCAAGCACGCUGAGCUCGUUCAAGUCCCGGCCCGCCAAGUCGUCACCGCUGCUGUCGGACACCGACCUGGUGCACAUCCCUUAUGCGCCGUCCAUCUCUCUCCAGGAGCGCGGCACUGCCUUCUUCUUCUCGCGCUAUGUCGCCACCGACCAUGGCUGCUACCAGAACUACGACUUCAUCUACGACAUCUGGAAGCCGCCCAGCAUGAGGCGGCCCAAGGGGCGCGGCGCCGCUCCGCUCAAGAGAACAGACGCCCUCAUCUCCGCCGGCAUGACCGCCGUCGGGCUGGUUGGCCUCUCCAAGAUCACGGGUGACCGGGAGACAAUGGUGCGAGCCCAGCAGAGCUACGGCACCGCUCUGCAGCUGGCCAACGCUGCCCUCCGGAACCCGGGCGAGGCCGUCGAGGACAGCACCAUGCUCGGCGUCCUCAUCCUCGGCACCUACGAGUUCAUCUCGGGACACACCCCGCAGACGUUGCACGCCUGGCAGGAACACAUCAACGGCGCCGCCACGCUGGCCACCAUGCGCGGGAAAGCUCAGUUCCAGACAAAGGCCGGCGUCAGGAUGUUCCUCAUGCUGUGCCAUUCCGUCCUCAUCAGCUGCAUCCAGAGCGGCCUGCCCAUGCCCAAGUCCAUUGUCGACCUGCGCAACGAGCUGCGGCAUGUCACGGACAGCAAGCGGCCGGCAUGGCGUGUCAUCGACCCUCUGUACAGGGCCCUUCAGAUCCGCCACGACAUCAAGCACAGGCGCAUCACCGGCGUGGACGAAAUCGUCGGCAGCCUGGUCGAGAUUGAGGACGACUUUGAGAAGCUCAUCAACGAGCUGCCGCCGUCGUGGCGCUACCAGAACGUCAAGCUGACCAAGUCGAAUCCCGCCAUCAUGGGCCGUACGUGCCACGUCUAUCCCGGCCUGACCCAGGCCACGGCUUGGAACGCUGUGCGCACCAUGCGGAUGCUCGUCCAGGAGACGAUCCUGGAGCAGCUGUGCCACAGCGUCGACGACCCGACGACCCUCCCCAUGCACCACCAGCUGCUGCUGGUCAAGGCCAUGAGGAUGCUGCGCAUGCUCGGCGAGGCUGUCGUCGGGAGCGUCCCCCAGCACUUUGGCAUCGUGAGCUCCCGAGACAUCAAGUACAGCAAGGCCAAGGGGGAGCAGCCGACGGUGACGGCCCGGAACCAGUCGUCGACGCUGCUGACGGCGCCCCUCCUGCCGCCGCAAGCCUCUGACAGAGACGAGAGCAAGUCCCCUGUCCCCGCCUGGCCGCGGGAGAGCGUGGCCACGCGGCCGACGCUGCUCGACCCCACGCAGUCGGAGCUGGGCAACGGGCGAGGCUGCGACUCGGAGAGGUUCCUGACCCUGGCCACGGCGAGCAACACCAUCAUCUGGCCGCUCUACACGCUGGGCCUGUCGUCAUCGUGCACGCACGAGAUGAGCGCCUACAUUGUCGACAGGCUCAUGACCAUUUACCGGGAGACGGGGCUGGAGCAGGCCAGGGUGGUGGCGGGCAUGAUGCAGAACAAGGUCGAGACGUUGACGUGGGCUAGCAUCCCGACAACUCGGCUGCCGUCGUUGCCGGACGAUGCCUUGCCGCUUGUUGUGUAG